AUGUUUGACGGGAAAAUUGGGAUAUUUUCAUUUGUUUAUAAAGAAGCAGCUAAGCGUAGAAGUAAGAACCGAGAAGCUGGAACCUUAGAAACUAAACCUAUUGAAACGGUAAAUAAAGAAGUUACGAAAAAAUGGUUGAUUGAUUAUGUAUUACCUGCAAUACGAGCAAAAUGGCCUCCAAGUAGUUCAAAGACUAUAUUUAUUCAACAAGAUAAUGCAAAACCACAUAUUAGUAUGAAUGAUGCUGAAUUUCUUGAGGCUGCAAAGAAAGAUGGCUUUGAUAUUCACUUAACUUGUCAGCCUCCAAAUAGCCCAGACAUGAAUGUAUUGGAUCUUGGUUUUUUUAGAGCUCUUCAGUAUUUACAACUUCAAGAAGUUCCUCGCAAUGUGGAUGAACUAGUUGCUGCUACUCAUAAAGCCUUUGAUGAGAUCUCAAUAGAAAGUCUUAGUAAUGUUUUUCUGACAUUGCAACUAUACAUGGUUGAAGUUAUGAAAAAGUUUGGAGGUAAUAAUUAUAAGUUGCCACACAUAAAUAAGCAGAAGUUAGCACGAGAAGGUCGAUUACCUACCAAUAUCUUAUGUGAUCCAGAAGUCUUGACUGAAGCAAUUUCAAGUCUCCAGCAGUGA
Ipomoea nil (Japanese morning glory) is the source of this 627-nucleotide messenger RNA. RefSeq lists its product as uncharacterized. Lineage: Eukaryota; Viridiplantae; Streptophyta; Magnoliopsida; Solanales; Convolvulaceae. The record is from RefSeq and is a predicted model, not a curated record. Gene Ontology annotation, molecular function: nucleic acid binding. The transcript has a single exon. Bases 1 to 627 code for a protein of 208 amino acids.